UGUUUAGUCUGGCAAAUAUGGAUUAUGAACUGGGUUUUUACUUUCGUGUCUGGAGACUAUGGAUAUCGCACUUGAUUCUCUAAAUGACGUAUCAAAGAAUUGAAUACCAGAAAUUAGUUUCUUCACUUAAUUAUCAGCAAAUGGAUGUCAAUUGAUUUUUUUGCUUUUUAACUAUUUUGCGUGGAUUUGGCUUGAUUUGGAAAGUUUGUGUAUUUCCCAUAAGUUUAUGUAGAUGAUUUUCUUUAAUUUGCAAGCUGAGACUUGGACUUGUCACUUUUAAUCUUUUGGUAAUAUUGAUAAUCUGAUUGUUUGGCCAAAGUUUUAGACAAAUUUUAAUCUUCAUUUUAUUCCAUCGUGAGUAAUAUUUUAGUAAUCAACUUGUUCUGAGCCAUUAUUAUUUGUUUUUGUCAAGUAAUUUGAGAAUUUCCCCAACUUUAGGUCAACUUUUGAAGAACUUUUCUAAUUCUUUUGUAGGGAUGUUCAGGGAAAUUGCAGUAGUUCUGUUGAUUGGGUUGCUGGCAUGGGCGUAUCAGGCUGCCUACCCGCCGCCUCCCAAGCUUUGUGGUAGCCUAGGUGGGCCUCCCAUCACUGCACCUAGAAUAAAACUGAGGGAUGGAAGACAUUUGGCUUACAAGGAGCACGGUGUAUCAAGAGAAACUGCCAAUUACAAGAUCAUAUAUGUUCAUGGCUUUUCCACCACCAAAGAUAAUUUUGGGUUUGUAAAAGUCCUUCCUCAGGAAGUAAUUGAAGAGCUAGGUGUGUAUUUUGUGUCCUUUGACCGGCCAGGUUAUGGAGAAAGUGAUCCAGAUUCAAAGCGAACUCUGAGGAGUUUGGCUUCUGAUAUAGAGGAACUUGCUGAUCAUUUAGGACUGGGAUUAAAAUUUUAUGUAAUUGGGUCUUCCAUGGGAGGCCAGCUGGUUUGGGGCUGCCUGAAGUACAUCCCUCAUAGGCUAGCAGGAGCAACACUGAUUGCUCCUGUUGUCAACUAUUGGUGGCCUCAAUUUCCUGCCAACUUGUCUAAAGAGGCGUACUACCUACAGCUACCACAAGACCAGUGGACACUACGUGUUGCUUACUAUACUCCAUGUCUAACCUACUGGUGGAACACGCAGAAGUGGUUUCCUGCAUCAUCUCUUGUUGUCAGAAGGCCUGAGAUUUUCUCUCGACAAGAUCUGGAAAUUUUUUCCACAGUUGCUGGGAGUCUAACACCCAUGCAAAAGGUAACUCAACAAGGGGAAUUUGAAUCCUUACAUCGUGACCUCAUGGUUGCAUUUGGGAAAUGGGAAUUUGAUCCGAUGGAUAUUGAAAAUCCUUUUCCUCACAACGAAGGCUCAGUUCAUCUAUGGCAAGGAGAUGAAGACAGGAUUGUGCCAGUUACCUUGCAGCGUUAUAUCGUCCAAAAACUUCCAUGGAUUCACUACCAUGAGUCGCCUGGUACUGGACACAUGCUCUCCUAUGUUCCUAGGAUGAAUGAAGCCAUUUUGAAGGCUCUUUUGCUAAGCAGAAAGUAGCCUUUUUCUUGAUUUCUAAUAUUCUUGUAUCUUUACUUAUGUUGUACAAGAUAUUUGCCUGCAACUGUUGUGGAUUUUCACACUAAUUUUAAUCAAAUUAUCAUAUGAAUGUUCUGUGUUCUA
Messenger RNA from Hevea brasiliensis (rubber tree), 1634 nucleotides. RefSeq lists its product as uncharacterized. The coding region runs from base 477 to 1511 and encodes 344 amino acids. Lineage: Eukaryota; Viridiplantae; Streptophyta; Magnoliopsida; Malpighiales; Euphorbiaceae. The transcript has 4 exons. The record is from RefSeq and is a predicted model, not a curated record.